AUGGCUUUGGUGUCGCGGACGUUUGCGGAGUAUUAUCAUGCAUUGAUCACACGUGAGCCGUUGCCUGAUGAGCUGCUAAAGCGCGUAUACCGAGAGGAAACAGGCGAGCGGAAGCGCAUCGAGGCGGAACUGGAUGCAGCAGUGAAUGAUCUUCGUCAUGUCAUCGGCAUCAUGAUUGGUGAACGGAAGAAAAAUCGGGACACUCAAUCCUGCCGCCAGAUUACAUACGACAAGCAUACACUGAAGGUGAUGGAGCAAGAAAAAGCGGUGUGGCUGCCGCCAAUUCCACCACGUUCUGUCAUGCCACCGAGGAGGCGCUUUUUUCCUGGAUUCCCAUUUACAAAAUACAACCGACUUGCUGAAGAAGAACAGGAGUUGCGUCACUGGCUUUCUUCUCUGGAAGCACGCCAGCGUGUUCCUAUUGAAGAGGCGUGUUCCCAUUCAUGGCUUCUUUUGCUGUGCUUUCACCAGUGCAAUGAGCAAGAAACUAAUGGUCGUGCUCGUGUGGAGCGUGAAGAAGACGAGGAACGCCUCCGUAUUCGUCGUGACGUGUUCCGUCUGGCACCACCGGACUACUUCCGCUACCUUUGGAUGGAGCGAUAUGGGACCAAGUCUGAGCCAAAGGAGAAGACAUUUUAUGAAUUGUGUGAAGAAUCUCGUGAGGCUAUUGAAAAUGAAGAACAGGAUGAUUGGCGCUGUAUGAUGCGUUGGCUUUUUGACAUGUAUGGGGUUAGUCUGUUUUCCGUUAUCCGAAGAGAGGUCGCCGAGCGGUAUGAAAUUGAGGAAUUGGAAAACAACGAGCUCUGGUUGUCAAUUGUUUCCUUGUCGCGCAAAACGUUUGGGCCAUACGGGAAGCACACCGCCGCGUUGGCGUGGCACGCAGGGGGCCGUCCUAACCUGAUACGCAGCCUCACAUCAUUGGCUGCGGGACACGAUACCCGAGAAGCUGCUGAAAAACUGCGCUGGGACGCGGAAGAGGAGAGAAGAGCCUCUGCUCCGCACGGCCCAUUGGAGGAGGCCUUGUAUGACGAAAUGAAUGAUGCUUGGCGAGAACUUGAAUUGGAGCAGAAAAGCGCGGACGGGAAGAUGAAUAAGACUUCACCGGAGACUUAUUCAACUGCUCAUGCUUCUUCAAAAGAGUCUUCGCGUGAAGAGAAAUUUUCAACUACUAAGCCCGAACCGGAGACAGCCUCAGUUCCAGAGGAACACCGCGGCUCGAGGAAGGUUUCCAGUGCAGUGCCCGAGGGCGAGGAAUAUCCGACUGAGGCCGAGAGACCUGUUGCCACCGACGAGGACGGUCACGCGCCGGAGACAGCCUCAGUCCCAGAGGAACACCGCGGCUCGAGGAAGGUUUCCGGUGCAGUGCCCGAGGGCGAGGAAUAUCCGACUGAGGCCGAGAGACCUGUUGCCGCCGACGAGGACGGUCGCGAACCGGAGACAGCCUCAGUUCCAGAGGAACACCGCGGCUCGAGGAAGGUUUCCAGUGCAGUGCCCGAGGGCGAGGAAUAUCCGACUGAGGCCGAGAGACCUGUUGCAGCCGACGAGGACGGUCACGCGCCGGAGACAGCCUCAGUCCCAGAGGAACACCGCGGCUCGAGGAAGGUUUCCAGUGCAGUGCCCGAGGGCGAGGAAUAUCCGACUGAGGCCGAGAGACCUGUUGCAGCCGACGAGGACGGUCACGCGCCGGAGACAGCCUCAGUCCCAGAGGAACACCGCGGCUCGAGGAAGGUUUCCAGUGCAGUGCCCGAGGGCGAGGAAUAUCCGACUGAGGCCGAGAGACCUGUUGCAGCCGACGAGGACGGUCACGCGCCGGAGACAGCCUCAGUCCCAGAGGAACACCGCGGCUCGAGGAAGGUUUCCAGUGCAGUGCCCGAGGGCGAGGAAUAUCCGACUGAGGCCGAGAGACCUGUUGCCACCGACGAGGACGGUCACGCGCCGGAGACAGCCUCAGUCCCAGAGGAACACCGCGGCUCGAGGAAGGUUUCCGGUGCAGUGCCCGAGGGCGAGGAAUAUCCGACUGAGGCCGAGAGACCUGUUGCAGCCGACGAGGACGGUCACGCGCCGGAGACAGCCUCAGUCCCAGAGGAACACCGCGGCUCGAGGAAGGUUUCCGGUGCAGUGCCCGAGGGCGAGGAAUAUCCGACUGAGGCCGAGAGACCUGUUGCCACCGACGAGGACGGUCACGCGCCGGAGACAGCCUCAGUCCCAGAGGAACACCGCGGCUCGAGGAAGGUUUCCGGUGCAGUGCCCGAGGGCGAGGAAUAUCCGACUGAGGCCGAGGCCGAGAGACCUGUUGCCGCCGACGAGGACGGUCACGCGCCGGAGACAGCCUCAGUCCCAGAGGAACACCGCGGCUCGAGGAAGGUUUCCGGUGCAGUGCCCGAGGGCGAGGAAUAUCCGACUGAGGCCGAGAGACCUGUUGCCACCGACGAGGACGGUCACGCGCCGGAGACAGCCUCAGUCCCAGAGGAACACCGCGGCUCGAGGAAGGUUUCCGGUGCAGUGCCCGAGGGCGAGGAAUAUCCGACUGAGGCCGAGAGACCUGUUGCAGCCGACGAGGACGGUCACGCGCCGGAGACAGCCUCAGUCCCAGAGGAACACCGCGGCUCGAGGAAGGUUUCCGGUGCAGUGCCCGAGGGCGAGGAAUAUCCGACUGAGGCCGAGGCCGAGAGACCUGUUGCCGCCGACGAGGACGGUCGCGCGCCGGAGACAGCCUCAGUCCCAGAGGAACACCGCGGCUCGAGGAAGGUUUCCGGUGCAGUGCCCGAGGGCGAGGAAUAUCCGACUGAGGCCGAGGCCGAGAGACCUGUUGCCACCGACGAGGACGGUCACGCGCCGGAGACAGCCUCAGUCCCAGAGGAACACCGCGGCUCGAGGAAGGUUUCCGGUGCAGUGCCCGAGGGCGAGGAAUAUCCGACUGAGGCCGAGAGACCUGUUGCCACCGACGAGGACGGUCGCGCGCCGGAGACAGCCUCAGUCCCAGAGGAACACCGCGGCUCGAGGAAGGUUUCCGGUGCAGUGCCCGAGGGCGAGGAAUAUCCGACUGAGGCCGAGAGACCUGUUGCCACCGACGAGGACGGUCACGCGCCGGAGACAGCCUCAGUCCCAGAGGAACACCGCGGCUCGAGGAAGGUUUCCGGUGCAGAGGAAAUGUAG
Messenger RNA from Trypanosoma cruzi, 3156 nucleotides. RefSeq lists its product as uncharacterized. Lineage: Eukaryota; Euglenozoa; Kinetoplastea; Trypanosomatida; Trypanosomatidae. Bases 1 to 3156 code for a protein of 1051 amino acids. The record is from RefSeq and is a predicted model, not a curated record. The transcript has a single exon.